AUGAACACUCCUUAGAAUAGCAACUUUUUAUAUGAUGUUAUAGUUGUAGGUCUUGGUGCCCAUGGCUCAGCAACGUUCUUCCAUUUAGCUAAACAGGGUUUGAAGGUCUUAGGUUUAGAGCGUUUUGAAUUAGCUCAUACCUAGGGUAGCUCUCAUGGUGAUACAAGAAUCACAAGAAAAAUGGUAUUUGAGCACCCAGUUUACGUUGACUUAGUUACUGAGGCUUAUGAAGCAUUUGAUGAACUUUCAAAGAUUGCUAAUCGCCCUAUAUUCAAGCAAACAGGAGGUCUCUUUAUGGGUAAGCCAGACUCUGAUCUUGUUAAAUAAUGUUUACAUGUAGCAAAAGCAAAGAAUCUGCCUAUAAAAAUAUUAAAUUCUAAACAAAUAAACCAAUUAAAUCCUUAAUUUGACCUAUAAGGUAAAGAUGACAUCGUAGGUGUUUAUGACUAAGAAGCAGGUGUACUAUUCCCUGAAAAUUGCAUUCAAUCAUUUGUCGAAUAAGGAGUUAAGCGUUAUGGUGGCCGUGUUCAAACAGGUACUCGCUACAUAUCGCACUCAAUUGUCCCUCCUCCUAAGGAAGAUCCAGGUAGCAAAACUGUUCAUGAAACUGUUUAUGAAGUAGUGACUGACUGUGGUAAAUUUAGAACCAAGAAGAUUGUAUUUUCUUGUGGAAUGUGGAAUACUCAAAUUAUAAAUGCUCCUCUUGAAAUUCGUAAGAUUUAAUUAUUUUGGUUUAAGGUACCAGAGAAUGUGAAUAUGGACUUAGAUCAUUGUCCUAUCUUCAUGUAUGAAGUAGAUAGAAAUCCUCUUUACUAUGUUUAUGGUUUCCCUAACUACCAAGGUUCAGGUAUUAAAGUUGGAUUCUCUCCUAAUCAGCACAACAAUAUCACUUAAAGCCCAGAUAGACCUAUUAGAUCAGUAGAACCUCAAGAAAAAACAAGGAUAGUUCACAUGAUGAAAGAGUUCCUACCAAACAUUGGAAGAUAGCCUGUUAUAGAUGAGAAGGAGUGCUUCGUUACAAUGGCCCCUGAUGAAAACUUCAUUAUAGAUUUUGAUCCAAAUGACAAAAAUAUAUUAUAUUUGAGUCCUUGCAGUGCUCAUGGGUUCAAAUACAGUGGUGGUGUAGGUAGAUUAGCUGCUAGAAUGAUCAAGCAUGGCAGACAUGAAGACUAAUAUAGCAUGUUUAGAUUAAAUCGUUUUGAAAAUCAAAAUGUAUAAUGGAGUGAUUUAUUCAUCAAAUAAGACUUAGCUUAUAAUCCAUUUUCAAAAUAUUUCCAAAACCCUACCCCAAAAUUGUGA
Messenger RNA from Tetrahymena thermophila SB210, 1299 nucleotides. RefSeq names its product monomeric sarcosine oxidase. Gene Ontology annotation, molecular function: sarcosine oxidase activity; flavin adenine dinucleotide binding. NCBI's taxonomy places the organism in Eukaryota, Ciliophora, Oligohymenophorea, Hymenostomatida, Tetrahymenidae. The transcript has a single exon. The record is from RefSeq and is a predicted model, not a curated record.